This is a messenger RNA of Daldinia caldariorum, 2599 nucleotides long. RefSeq names its product tannase-domain-containing protein. Bases 419 to 2272 code for a protein of 617 amino acids. The transcript is spliced from 3 exons. The record is from RefSeq and is a predicted model, not a curated record. Lineage: Eukaryota; Fungi; Ascomycota; Sordariomycetes; Xylariales; Hypoxylaceae.
GCCUAGCUAGACUGGGCCAGCUAAACUAGACCGUUCCACGAACCUAGGUACUCUAUUGUCCGAUAGUAAAUACCGUUCUGGUGGAUAUAGAUCCCCCAUGCUUUUACCCCAGAUGAUAUCUUCUGAGGUUACGACUUAGGGUACCAGCAGCACGGUCACACAGGGAUACAGUCCCACGCUAAUCCAAGGUCUUGUAUAUGACCAACCUCCCUCGCACACAUGUAGCAUAGCAUGCCAAGGUAACCCACGAGCUCGGUCAUGUAUGGCCGGUAGGUCCGUGAACACGAAUAUAUACAUACAUGCGUAGACGAAAUACAUAUUAGCUACCUAGAUUCACGCAUCGAAGCGCUCGCCCCCCCUCUCCCCCAAAAGAGAAGUUUCUAAUGCCAAUCGGUGUGGGAAGGGUGCUGCAUUCGCGAUGAUGUGCUCAGGCCUUCUCCAAUCUUCCGUCAGAACCCUUACAGUGGCGGCCUUGGCUGCUACUGCAGCUUCUUCUACGUCAGCUGGGAGUAAUUACGAUAACGACAACACCAACAACAUCAAUCAUGACAAUAUUCGUAGGCAGACCGGCGACUCGAAUUGCCAUGAAGACACCUUUGCCAGCGUGCUUCCGACCACGGCCAAAGUAGAAAGGGUCGAGCACAUCAGCGCCGGUAGCUCAUUCGGCGAGCCUGAUACGGAUCUUAUGUACCCGACCCCGCCGACGAACUUACCAGAACUGUGCGCUGUUAUCAUCUCCGUGGUUUCAUCCCCCAUUUCUUCAUAUAGAUAUGGCAUAUUCCUUCCCGCGGACUGGAACGGCCGCUUCCUCGCUGUUGGCAAUGGAGGGUUCGGAGGCGGUAUCAACUGGAUGGACAUGGGCGCCGGUGUUAGGUACGGGUUUGCCGUCGUAUCAACUGACACGGGCCAUAACUCAACUACUGCUGAUCUGCGUUGGGCCCUUAACAACGGUGAGAUGAAGACGGACUGGGGCUGGCGUGCUCUGCACGGAACUGUCGAGCAAGGCAAAGACCUCGUUACAACGUACUACUCAAAACCCAUCAGUCAUUCGUACUAUAACGGGUGCUCGACAGGCGGUCGGCAAGGCCUUAAAGAGGUGCAAAUCUCGCCCGAUAGCUUUGACGGAGUGCUAGUUGGUGCCCCGUCUUGGUAUACGAGCCAUCUCAAUACUUGGGUUUGCAAGGUUGCCACGUAUAACUGGCCCACCAGCGCACCCAAGCAUAUCAACUGGCAGACGCUACCGCCUAUCGGCUCCGAGGUCGUACGUCAGUGCGACGACCUCGACGGCGUGAGCGACGGUAUCAUCAGCUCUCCAGAGAAGUGCAACAUCAACUUCGACGCGUUGCGAUGCAGCAACGGCAACAGCGACGCCAUAUCCGACUUCGCCACGUCUAGCAACUGCCUGAACGACGCGCAGAUCGACACGUUGAAAAAGAUGUACGCGGGAUUCACCAUCGACGCGACGGGCGAGAGCGUGAUGCCGGGGCUCCUCCCGGGGUCCGAGAACCAGAUGUACACGCUGCUCAACUACUCGGACGCGAGCCCGUACGGGCUGGGGUACGUGCGGUACUUCGUGCUCAACGACCCGAUGUUCGCGGCGGCGCAGUACAACGACUCCCUGCUGCGGCUCGCCGAGGCGCUCGACCCGGGCAACGCCACGGCCGACGGCUACAACCUGACGACGUUCCGCGACCGCGGCGGCAAGAUGCUGCUGUACCACGGCGCCGCCGACGGCCUGGUGCCCACCACCGCCGGCAGCCUGUACUACGAGCGCGCGGUGCAGGCCACGAGCGGCGGGGACGUGGGCGCCGCCCGGGCCUUCUUCCGCCGGCUCGAGGUCCCGGGGAUGCAGCACUGCGGGCUAACCGCCGUCGGGGCGCCGUGGGCGAUCGGCGGCGCGGGGCAAGCCGCCUUCCUGGGAAACGACACGCAUUCGGUGCCCGGGUUCGCGGACGCAGGGCACGACGCGCUGCUCGCGCUCAUGGACUGGGUGGAGAAGGGGACGCCGGUCGACCAGGUCGUCGCGACGGCGUGGAAGGAGCAGAAGGACGCGUCGUCGGGGGUGCUGAGGCAGCGGCCCGUGUGCGCGUAUCCGGAUACGGCGACGUGGGAUGGGAAGGGGAAUAUGGAUGAGGCCGGGAGUUGGAGUUGCGGUUCCGGUGGCGGCAGCGGUGGCGACAACUCUAGCCAGGUAGAGAAUGGCGCGGGUUCAUUGGCGUAUAUGAACCCCUUUUCGGGUAUCGUGGAUGUGUUGAGGACUUUUGGUAUAUGACUUGAGUAGAGGUGUUUGUUUGUAGUGGUCUCAGUUGGUUGAUUUUAGAUUUAGUGAGCGUGCUAUAUGGAACGGGUUGGUUGUAUGCUGUAUAUAGCUGUUAUGAAGACGUAUGAAGAUGUAUGUAGCGACUUAGAGGAAGAGCAUCCGCAGUGAAUGACUGGGUAACUCAUACCACCGCGUUUAUACCCAGUUCCCUUAGGUCUCUGCUCAUGGAUUUAUAUGUUUUUACUUAGACUCGUGCAACGAAAUGCUCUGGGCGAGCCUAAACGGGUAAGCUAAAGGCCUAAACGUUACUCAAAAUUGCCUCUAGGUAGUUAGAGAUCU